Messenger RNA from Paralichthys olivaceus (Japanese flounder), 973 nucleotides. It is a transcript of the gene insl5a, whose product is annotated as insulin-like 5a. Gene Ontology annotation, molecular function: G protein-coupled receptor binding; hormone activity. Gene Ontology annotation, cellular component: extracellular region. NCBI's taxonomy places the organism in Eukaryota, Metazoa, Chordata, Actinopteri, Pleuronectiformes, Paralichthyidae. The record is from RefSeq and is a predicted model, not a curated record.
UGCUCUCAGAAGACUUGAAGCAAAAGAAACAGAUAACAGACAGAAAAACAUCUCAGGACCCAAAGAGCUGCAGUGGCUCCAGAGCAUCUUUAAGAGACGAGUCACUGAGGUACAUCCAGGAUGAGGGCUCUGGUGAUUCUGCCUCUGCUCUUGUGUGCGGUGGCGUGCUUGGACCAGGUGAGAGCGGAGGUGAGGGCGGUGAAGCUGUGUGGUCGAGAGUUCCUGAGAGCCGUGGUCUACACCUGUGGAGGCUCCCGCUGGAGGAGAUUCCUCACCGAGUCAGACAUGGACGCUUUGCCAGCAGGGGAACAGAGCAGCCUGGAGAAGCUCAGCAGCAGCAGCAGCAGCAGCAGCAGCAGUAACUCGGCCUCUGAGGUGACCAGGCGAGACAUGAAUAACAUGGUGACCACCGUGUGCUGCCAGGUGGGCUGCAGGAAGAGUGACCUGACCUUCCUCUGCUGAGGGCGACUCCCUCUCCUCUUCUUCACUUAUUCUCCAACUGACCAAAGUGACUGUUUUCAUCUCGCCUGCAAAAUCUGAAAAUCGAUUUAAAACAAUCUGAUCUCUGUCUUGUGUGAACACUGACGCUCACAACCACAACUGCUACUUUUCAAAUUGCUUUGGAUAUUUUUUAAGGGUUUUCAUUCAUUAGUUUGACCUGUAUAGACUUUAGAUGUGUAGAUCUGAGAACAUGUUUCUGAAAACAUAUGCGACCCAAACAGAGUAAAAUGAAGAAAAACAAACUUAGUUGAAGUAAAAGCACUCAGGGCUGAUACUAAUGAUUCUUAACUGCAGGAGUUUAUCACCUCCCACUCAGAUUCUUGAUUUAAAUCCAGGCUCGUGUGCUGUAUGUAGUGAGAAACCAGCAGGUUUGUAAAAAUGUCCUUACUGCUUUAAUGUAUUUAGAGCCAACUCGAGCUUUGUUCUAUCAUUUUGCUAUUUUUAUCAAAUAAAUGUUCUGGCACAGAGAUAA